AUGCCAUCCGUGACACUUUUCGUUAUACCGUCUGUGACUCCUCUCCUCGUGCUGGGCGACCGCGGUGACACGAGCGGCGCCACCGGCAGCACUUUUCGGGCCAGGGAGACAUCCACGGCGGUGCGUUCGCGCGUCCGCAUCCCCGCACGCCACGGGCGCUCACUCAUCAGCUCCUGGCGCGUCUUCGUCGAGCUUAUGCGUCGCGUCGGGGUCGUGACGGCGCUGGGCCGGUGGGCGCUGUGA
This is a messenger RNA of Phytomonas sp. EM1, 243 nucleotides long. The record is from the annotation of a GenBank genome assembly. NCBI's taxonomy places the organism in Eukaryota, Euglenozoa, Kinetoplastea, Trypanosomatida, Trypanosomatidae.